Eucalyptus grandis is the source of this 1006-nucleotide messenger RNA. RefSeq names its product translation initiation factor IF-2. The record is from RefSeq and is a predicted model, not a curated record. The transcript is spliced from 2 exons. The annotation marks the transcript as partial. Lineage: Eukaryota; Viridiplantae; Streptophyta; Magnoliopsida; Myrtales; Myrtaceae.
UGGCCUCGCCGCCGGCAGCAGCCCCUACAAGGGCCACCUCACCCAUGGCCGCAUGCUCGUCCUGACCCGACCCGCGUCCGCCCCCGCCCCCGCGCCCAAACCCGUCGCCGCCGCCGCCGCCGCCGCCCUUCCUCCUCCACAGCCGGACCCGUCGCCUCCUCACCCUGUCCAGAACCGGCCCGAGCCGGACUCGGACCCCAUCUCCCUCCGCCCGCUCGGUCGAACCGGGGCCGGCCCCUCGGCGGCGCCCCCUCCUCUCCGGCCCCGGCGCUGGAGAAGGACAGGGAGGUCUCGUUCGCCGUGACGUCGCCGAAGCCGGACAAGUUCGUCCCGCCGCACCUCAGGCCGGGGUUCGCGGGGAGGGAGAAGAGGCCCGGACCGGACAUCCAGAAGCAGGGCGGCUUUCGGGGAGGAGAGCCGGUCCCGAGGCAGCAGGGGUAUUACGGAUCUCCCGGCCGGUACGGAGAGGACGGGCGGCCCAAAUCGGGUGGGUACGACGCGGUGAGGACGGGCGGCCAGGCGGAUCUGAACCGGGCGAGCUCGUUUGGGAGUAGGCCUAGUUCGAGCGGAUGACGUGACAUGGGAGAAUUUCUUGUCGAGGAUCAACAUUGGAACUUUGCUGAAGCUGGAGAUGCAUGCUUCAUCCUGAUGCACCUGGCUCAAUUAUCUCCAGAAACGGCUUCAGUUGUCAAUACAACCCCGAUCAAAAGAAGUUAGAUUGAAUCAUCUGACCCAGUGUCACCUCAUGACAAACAUUGUUUAGUACAUCUUACAUUGAUGUGUAGAAAAUGAUGCUCGAGACUCCAAGUCUCCAUCUUGCCCUUCUGUGGGCUCUGUUUAAUGUUUACAUUAUGACACGGACAAAUGCACAAAUGAAUUACAAAAUUUGUUUUUGCUGUUUAAUGUGUUGACUUCAGUUAAGGCCAGCCGGUAUGUCUGGAUCCCUUUUGUAUGAAUACUUUGCUAAGGUUAUACUGGAAGCUACUGUUUGUUCGUUGAGAUUUUA